AUGCUCUCCCACUAUUACCAAGAAAUCAAGUCAAGCAGCUCAGACCUCCCAAACGAAGCAAUCCAACUCAUCUCCCGCACAAUCAACUUCGCGCGCUCUCGACUGGAAGGGAACGACAACAAACAAUCCAUCCAAUCCCACCUCGUGGCCCUCUCAAACCUCAGCAAAAUAAUAGCCACUGGUCACCCCAUCGCCCUAUUCGGAAUUGCAACAUUCGCUAUCUUCGAAGUCUGCUGUGGCUCCUUUGGGAAAUGGACCCGCCAUCUGCAAGGCGCACGGUCACUUCUCGAUAUGCACUGUCGGAAUAAAUCCGAGCUCGACAAUCUCACACAGCGCAUACCUGGUCUUGGCGAUGUUUUGGCUUAUCUGGUAUGGUUCGAUGUCACUGGUGCUCUUGUGAGAGAUAGUGGCUUGAUGUUUGACGAUUGGCAUCGUGAGAUUCUUACUCCGGUGUUCUUUGAGUCGGUCGGGUGUCCAGAUGAUACCUUCAGGCUGUUUGUGAGGCUUGCAAAAGGGGAAUUCGGUAAUGGCCUAGAUCUGUGCUCCCUGGCUAUGGAUCAAAUCCUGGCCCUUGACUCGGACUCGAGUGAUCGCGGUCUGGCUGUGACUGUCUACCGUGGCGCGGGGUCGAUAGUCGCAUAUAGCCAGGCGGGGGAGAAGCAUGAUAACAGGUCGACAAUAUAUUCUAACACAAUCUCAUCCAUGGUAGAUCGGGUCUGUGGUACUAUUUCACGUUUGCCGACCACAUCGAGGUACUACGUCCAUCUAGCAACGCCGGCAUUUCUAACAGGAAUGAACGCAUGCACACCAGCACAGUGCGAGAUUAUACGAGGAUACUGGCGAAACUGCCAGUCCUGUGAGUUUCCGAGAUACCCGGAUGGAGAGGAGCAGUGCGAGCGGAGGUGGAAAGAGCUCCAUUUGCAAGGUUAG
Penicillium atrosanguineum is the source of this 930-nucleotide messenger RNA. Its product is annotated as Nucleotide-binding alpha-beta plait. NCBI's taxonomy places the organism in Eukaryota, Fungi, Ascomycota, Eurotiomycetes, Eurotiales, Aspergillaceae. Bases 1 to 930 code for a protein of 309 amino acids. The transcript has a single exon. The record is from RefSeq and is a predicted model, not a curated record.